Molecule: messenger RNA, 492 nt
Organism: Paramuricea clavata
Lineage: Eukaryota; Metazoa; Cnidaria; Anthozoa; Malacalcyonacea; Plexauridae
Source: the annotation of a GenBank genome assembly
AUGGAUACGGCUGCAACUGGUAAUGGCUCACUAACCAAAAUGAGUACCGCUUCAGUAAAACAAAUUAGGCCAUGUGAGUUGUUGCCAUUGGAAGGAAAUAACUCGGCUACUAUUCCUGUUGGCUGUGGAACCUAUGGCGAUUGUUUUCUUAAAACGUUUAAGAGAUUUGGGAUUACUGUUGUUGAGAAGAAGCUGCCAACAUCUGAUUUAAAAGCAGUUAUGAAUGAGGCACAAUGUAUGAAUACACUAACUCAUGCAUCUAUUCCACACUUAUUAGGUGUCCAAAUUGAAGAAAAACCUUUCUCUUUAGUUAUGCAGUUUGUUGGUGAUGAGGAUAUGGAAUCAGUAACAAUUGAUAGGUUGUUGCACCAAACCAUGCCAAAACAUUUGUUACUUUCCACAAAUGAGUGGAUUUCAGUUUUACUUGACAUUGCAGAAGCUCUUUUUCAUGUUCACAUCAAGGGUUUUUUGCACUGUGAUGUCAAGUCAAAG